GUGACGAGAAGACGUGUUUAAUAUUUAUGACUUUAGUAACAUUUUGUACAGGAAUAAAUUAUCGUGAUGUUAAUAUUUGUCAAGGGCCUGUACGUGGAUAUAGAGAAGGAAGUAUUUUUGGUUUCUAUAGCAUUCAAUAUGCUACAGUUCCGACUGGUCGAGACUUUUUUAAGGCACCAUUGCCACCACCAACAUGGACAACUACAUUCGAAGCUACGGAGCAGAAUAUAUUAUGUCAACAACCGAUUGAAGUCGCAGGUCCACCUGUCGGUUAUCAAAUAAAAGAGCAAUGCCUAAUAUUGAAUGUAUUUGUUCCUGAUAAUAUAACUGAACACUUACCAGUAGUGGUAUAUGUGCAUGGAGGUGGUUAUCAAAUUGGCUCAGGCAAUAGAAUGACACCAAGAAAACUAGUCUCUAGUGGUAAAGUAAUUGCAGUAACAUUCAACUAUCGCCUUGGACCCCAAGGGUUUUUAUGCCUUGGUACUCCUACAGCUCCCGGAAAUGCUGGAAUGAAAGAUAUGGUUGAAGCAUUAAAAUGGGUACAAAAUAAUAUUGGUAAUUUUGGUGGUAACCCGAAAGAGGUUACUAUAGCUGGAUAUAGCGCCGGUUCAGCAGCAGUGGAUGUCCUGUUACUUUCAAAAAUGACAGAUGGAUUGUUUAACAAAGUAAUUGUAGAAAGUGGCUCAAAUCUCGAUACUUUCUCAGUUCAAAUUGAUCCUUUACAAAACGCUUUGUGGUUUGCUAAAACUCUGGGGUUUAAUAAAAGUAAUGAUAUCGUUGCUUUGGAAGAAUUUUAUCUGAACACGCAAUAUGAUGUUUUAGCUACUCACACAGCCCCACUUUUAUCGAGGUCUGACUCCGCACUGGUGUUUGCGCCAUGCGUUGAAAAGGAUAUAGGUAACGAAAUGUUUUUAGAUAAAAGCCCUGCAGAAAUAUUAGAAAGUGGAAAUUUUAAAAAACUGCCACUGUUAUAUGGAAUUUCACAUUUUGAAGGUUUGAGAAAUAGAGAUUACUGUGGAAAAUGGGUGACAAGAAUGAACGAAAACUUCCUCGACUUCGUUCCACAAGAUAUAGGUCUUAACAAAACUGAUAAAAUGAAACUAGCAAAAAUUCUCAGAAGAUAUUAUUUUGGCAAUGAAACCGUGUCUAAUAAGAAUUACAUAAAAUACAUAGACUUCUUCUCAGAUGUAAUUAUAAAAUAUGGUACGAUAAGAUCAGCUAGACUUCAACUUAAAGCUGGCAAUAACCAAAUAUAUUUUUAUGACUUUAAGUUUGUUGACGAAAGCGUGCCAUAUAUUCCGCAUACUAAAAUACGCGGAGCAAAACAUUGCGCUCAAACAGAUGCGGUGUUAGAUUUAAAGAUUAAUGAAGAUAUGAUAUCUGAGAAAUAUAAGAGAGUAAAAACCUUCAUGCGCGAACUCUGGACAAAUUUUAUUACUUAUGGAAAACCUGUUCCGGAGGGCUACAGUUUUCCAUCAUGGCCGCCGAUGACAUCUGAAAUUUCUUAUAUGGUUUUGGACACUACUUCGGAGUAUAAAGAUAAAUUUGAAUAUAAAAAUUUGAAGUUGUGGGAUAAUAUUACACAGAAAUAUUAUAAGUAUCCAUCUGCUCCUAAUCCAAAUGUAGACAACAGUUAUAUUUAUACAUGAA
This is a messenger RNA of Pieris rapae (cabbage white), 1650 nucleotides long. Its product is annotated as esterase FE4-like. The coding region runs from base 27 to 1649 and encodes 540 amino acids. The transcript is spliced from 3 exons. The record is from RefSeq and is a predicted model, not a curated record. NCBI's taxonomy places the organism in Eukaryota, Metazoa, Arthropoda, Insecta, Lepidoptera, Pieridae.